Calypte anna (Anna's hummingbird) is the source of this 4213-nucleotide messenger RNA. It is a transcript of the gene WWP1, whose product is annotated as WW domain containing E3 ubiquitin protein ligase 1. The record is from RefSeq and is a predicted model, not a curated record. The transcript is spliced from 24 exons. Lineage: Eukaryota; Metazoa; Chordata; Aves; Apodiformes; Trochilidae. Bases 603 to 3383 code for a protein of 926 amino acids. Gene Ontology annotation, biological process: ubiquitin-dependent protein catabolic process. Gene Ontology annotation, molecular function: protein binding; ubiquitin protein ligase activity.
UUUCUCGGGUGGGCAGUGACUCACAAAAGCCUCCCUUAUCCUGCCCAAGCACGGUGUCCCCCGCCCCGGCUCUGGUGCCUGUCCGCUCCUCCCCCGCCUUCGGAGAGGUUGAUUUCGCCCGCUCGGCUCUUCUCCCUGCCGCAGCGCACAACUUGGUUCAGCCCGGGGCAGGCGCUAGGGAUAAGCCCUGUCCCCUUUGAAGAGCCUCGGUUCGGGCUCUCCUCUUCCCUCCCACCGCCACUGCGCACUCCUCGGUUCCGACUGGGCCCUUCCGCCCGGGCGGCGGCGGCGGCAGCAGCGGCUCCACGAGUUCUUGCUCUCCGUGCCCGAGGCUGGCUCGGAGCGCGGCGGCAGGAGCAGCAGCAGGAGCAGGAGCGGCGGCGGCGGCGGGAGGGGGUUGCUGUGCUGGAGCCGCCGAUGCCGCUGUGAGAUGGCAUCAUUCUGCGCGGCGGCGGCGGCGGCGGAGCGUGGCGCGGAGGGGUGAGGAGCCGCCGCGGCGGCGAGGAGGAGAAAAAGAAGAAGAAGAAAAAGGUGGGAGGAAGGAGAAGGAGGCGGCAGCAGCUGUGAGGCUGCGAGCCACGGCUAAAACCUAAACCUCUGACAUGGCCACAGCCUCACCAAGAUCUGAUACAAGUAACAACCAUAAUGGAAGAUUACAGAUGCAAGUAACAGUUUCUAGUGCCAAACUGAAGCGGAAAAAGAAUUGGUUUGGAACAACUUUCUAUACAGAAUUAACUGCAGAUGGAGAAAUUAAGAAAACAGCAAAAUCAAGUAGUUCUUCAAAUCCAAAAUGGGAUGAGCAGCUGACAGUGAAUGUGACUCCACAGACUACGCUGGAAUUUAGAGUGUGGAGCCAUCACACUUUAAAAGCAGAUGCUUUAUUAGGAAGAGCCACUGUAGACUUGAGACAAGCUUUGGAAAUACACAAUAGAAAAUUGGAGAAGGUGAAAGAACAGUUGAAACUCUCUUUGGAAAACAAGAGUGGCAUGGUGCAAACAGGUGAACUGACAGUUGUGCUAGAUGGUUUGGUAGUUGAACAAGAAUCUCUUACAAAUCUCAGUUCAUCAGCAAACAUAGAAGUUCAGCAGAAUGGUGAGGCUGUGCAUGAAAGCAGAGACGCUUCAGCAAGAAGUACAUCCAGAUCUGCUUGUGACAUUUCUAAUGGGAUAGACAAUCAAGUACCUUCCAACUCUGUAGUGCAGAAUGCAUUCUGUAUAGAAGCUGUUAAUGGAGACAGCACAUCAUCUCCUACUCACGUUGCAGACAGACCCAAAAAUUCACCAGUACCAAAUCCACUUGCACCUCAGCCUGUCAACAGCACUGUUAAUAGCGACUCAUCCACCUCUGCACCAGAAGCUGGUAAUUCUUCUGCCUCUGAGGCUCCAGUGGGUUCAGCCGAAGCUCCUGUGUCUUCAGAUUGCAAUAACACCACAGCAGAAGCUCAGUCAACAGCAGAAGCAGCUAAUUGUUCUGAAAGCCACACUUCUACCUUACCUGUUGCAUCUGUUGGACUGGAACCCACAGCUACAACUGACUGUGCUCAGCCUAAUGCCAGAAACAGUGCAGCAGCAGACGCAGCAAAACCAAGGGAAUCCUCCUCCUCCUCCACCUCAAGUGCAUCUGCAGAACCUGUAAGACAGCAGCCUGGUAAUGCCAGUGCAGAACCUUUACCACCAGGGUGGGAGCAAAGAAAGGAUCCUCAUGGUAGAACCUAUUAUGUUGAUCACAAUACACGAACUACAACGUGGGAAAGACCGCAGCCCUUACCUCCUGGCUGGGAAAGAAGAGUUGAUGACCGUGGGCGAGUUUACUAUGUGGACCACAACACCAGGACAACAACGUGGCAGCGCCCAACGAUGGAGUCAGUCAGGAACUUUGAGCAGUGGCAGUCUCAAAGGAAUCAACUGCAGGGAGCUAUGCAACAAUUCAACCAACGAUACCUCUAUUCGGCUUCAAUGUUGUCAGCAGAAAAUGAUCCACUGGGGCCUUUGCCACCAGGUUGGGAAAGGAGAGUGGACUCAAAUGAUAGGGUGUAUUUUGUAAAUCAUAAUACAAAGACAACACAGUGGGAAGACCCUCGAACUCAAGGUUUACAAAAUGAGGACCCUCUACCAGAGGGCUGGGAAAUCAGAUAUACGAGGGAAGGUGUCAGAUAUUUUGUUGACCAUAAUACAAGAACCACCACCUUCAAUGAUCCUCGUACUGGGAAAUCUUCUGUAAAUAAAGGGCCACAGAUUGCUUACGAGCGUAGCUUUAGGUGGAAGCUUGCUCAUUUCCGUUACUUGUGUCAGUCCAAUGCACUGCCAAGUCAUGUGAAAAUCAAUGUAUCCAGACAGACUUUGUUUGAGGAUUCCUUCCAGCAAAUUAUGGCAUUAAAACCCUAUGAUUUGAGGAGAAGACUGUAUGUUAUAUUCAGAGGAGAGGAGGGAUUGGAUUAUGGUGGCUUGGCAAGAGAAUGGUUUUUCUUGCUUUCCCAUGAAGUACUGAACCCUAUGUACUGCCUAUUUGAAUAUGCUGGCAAGAGCAACUAUUGCCUGCAGAUAAAUCCAGCAUCAACAAUCAAUCCUGACCAUCUUUCAUAUUUCUGUUUCAUUGGGCGCUUUAUUGCCAUGGCAUUGUUUCAUGGGAAAUUUAUUGACACUGGUUUCUCUCUGCCUUUCUACAAACGAAUGCUGAGCAAGAAACUUACUAUUAAGGACCUAGAAUCUAUUGAUACUGAAUUUUACAACUCCCUAAUUUGGAUAAGGGAUAAUAACAUUGAAGAGUGUAACUUGGAAAUGUACUUUUGUGUGGAUAUGGAGCUCUUAGGAAAAGUAACUUCACAUGAGCUGAAAUCAGGGGGUUCAAAUAUCUUGGUAACUGAGGAGAACAAAGAAGAAUAUAUUGGGCUAAUGGCCGAGUGGCGAUUUUCUCGGGGAGUUAGAGAACAGACCAAAGCUUUUCUUGAUGGUUUCAAUGAAGUUGUUCCUCUGCAGUGGCUACACUAUUUUGAUGAAAAGGAGCUGGAGGUUAUGCUCUGUGGUAUGCAAGAAGUUGAUUUAGCAGACUGGCAGAGGAACACUGUUUAUCGUCACUACACAAGGAACAGCAAGCAGAUCAUCUGGUUCUGGCAGUUUGUAAAAGAAACAGACAACGAGGUUCGCAUGCGACUUCUGCAGUUUGUCACUGGCACUUGCAGAUUACCACUGGGUGGAUUUGCUGAACUUAUGGGAAGUAAUGGUCCUCAGAAAUUCUGCAUUGAAAAAGUUGGUAAGGAAACCUGGUUACCAAGAAGUCACACUUGUUUUAAUCGUUUGGAUUUGCCACCGUAUAAAAGCUAUGAACAACUAAAAGAGAAGCUGCUCUUUGCCAUUGAAGAAACAGAGGGAUUUGGUCAAGAGUAGAAGUGGCUUCUAGUAAAAAAGGAGAUCUUGCAUAACAAAAGGCCCAGCCAACUAAAAUUGCACACUUAAUUGUAUAUAAGCUUUUUGUUCUGUACAGUGAUCUUUCUGGAACUCUAGAAGUAUAAUUGUUCUCCGUUCUUCCACAAAGAUAUGCAAAAUAGUUCAGCCUUUUCUACUUUUAUUUAUUGCCCUUCCAAAAGACCAGAAAAAACCCUCAAAAAUUUUGAAAGCGGACAAGAGACUUAUUUAAAAUAUAUAUAAAAAUAUAAAUAUAUAUACUAAUAGGCUCUAGUUUUAUAGAGCUUUAAGUGUAUAAAAAUUGCAGCCAUUUAAAAGGGCCUGGAUUUGCUUUAUCUUGGCUUUACUAUUCAGAAAAAUGUUUCAACUGCUCUGUGUUCUCACGUAAGAAACAUCUCCAAGUUUGUUUUAUUGCAUGGCUGUUCUAAAAGGUGUUAAAGACUUAGGCCAAACGUAUUCUAAAUAUGUAGAAAGAUGCUGCUGGUAUUUGAGAAGACAGAAUAUGUUGUUCUGUCAGUUUAAUUUUUUAAAAUACAUAAAUAGCUGAUAUAUCCCUCCCUUCUGAUGUAGCCAAGGUCAUGAAUAAAGCCUUUACUACUUGCACAAGACUCAUGUACAAUAAGAUGAAUGUGAUUUCACGUUGAAAGGAAUUGGUGCCACUGUUCUGACUUACUGUAGGAGCUGAAAAGAAUAUUUUAAUUAAUUUGAGCAGCAUUGAAAUUUGUUUACAUAUUACCUUGGGUUAUUACCACGAGGAUGUUAGGUAAUCUUCAAAGAAAAAAUAAUAAUAAAAGAGAAAAUAUUACACAUUC